Molecule: messenger RNA, 2526 nt
Organism: Ceratotherium simum simum (southern white rhinoceros)
Lineage: Eukaryota; Metazoa; Chordata; Mammalia; Perissodactyla; Rhinocerotidae
Source: RefSeq, a predicted model, not a curated record
ACGGCUCCCGACGAUGUUUGCGCUCGUGGUUCUGCUCAGCCAGCUGCCCCCGGGGGCCGCCGCAUUUCCUCGGCAUUCGGGAGAGGACGUCUUUACAUCAAAAGAAGAAGCAAACUUUUUCAUACGUAGACACCUCCUGUAUAAUAGAUUUGAUUUGGAACUCUUCACUCCCGGGGACCUGGAGAGAGAGUGCAAAGAAGAACUUUGUAAUUAUGAGGAAGCCAGAGAGAUUUUUGUGGAUGAAGAUAAAACGAUGACAUUUUGGCAGGAAUAUUCGAUUAAAGGACUAAACACAAAAUCAGAUGGUAACAGAGAGAAAAUCGAUGUUAUGGGCCUUCUGACUGGAUUAAUUGCUGCUGGAGUAUUUUUGGUUAUUUUUGGACUACUUGGUUACUAUCUUUGUAUCACUAAGUGUAACAGGCAACGACAUCCAGGUUCUUCAGCCACCUGUAUAAGAAGGGGCAGGCACGCUCCCUCCAUCAUUUUCAGAAGACCUGAGGAAGCUGUCUUGUGUCCAUCACCACCUUCAGUGGAGGACACAGGAUUACCUUCUUAUGAACAGGCAAUGGCACUGACCAGAAAACAUAAUGUUUCACCACCGCCACCAUAUCCUGGGCCAACAAAAGGAUUUAGGGUGUUUAAAAAGUCUAUGUCGCUCCCAUCUCACUGAGCCGCCUUGCUGUCUUGGUGGUAUAGGAGAUUCAUGUUAUUUAAAUGAUUCAUUCUCCCUAAACCAAUAAAGACAUGUCAGUUCAGCCCGUUAUGACAAACUGCAGGGAGUAAAGGAGGAAUAAGCACCUGUACCACACCGCAGAAGUCCUGUCGGCAUCUUGAACCUGAACUUGAUCAUUAUCCGCUUGAUAAGAAACUUUGACUCCAUAUCCUUGCAGUUAAGAAAAGAAUACUUUUUUUGUCUAUUUUAAUGGUUCAGAAAAUCUGUGUUAUGAUGUCAUAGCUAGAACUGGUGAACUGUCUGUAUCCUUUGUACAGAUAAAUGUUGUAGAUUUCUUGUGUUGAAUAUAAAAAAGUGAGAAUUUCUAAUCAUUAGAUUAUCCCAAGUCAUAAUAUUGGACCCAUUCUUUAUUAGGAUUUCUUUUUGGUUGGAAAUACUUCACAGAAUUUGAUUUUCAAUAUAAAUUGAUGUCCUUAAUAUAAUCACUUGGUUUUACAUUUUAAUUAUUGAGUAACAUUCAUCAUAUUUUGCUGCUUUUGGUUGUUAACUCUUGCCAUUAGUCAUGUUUCAUUAUGGGGAGUGGGGUCAGUAGUUUCCUUUUUUAAAAAAAAAAAAACAACCAUUUGCUAGAGAGUUAGUUCUUCAGACGGUACAGUGUUGCAAUAGCAAGGAUUUUCAAGGGUUGUUAUACAAUCAAAUAAAGAAGCCUCAGAUCUAGGAGUGACUAGGACUUGGUAAAGUUGCCCGUUUUACUGGCGAAAAGACGCAUCCAUUUUCAUUGCUAAGUUAUCUAUAUAUAUAACUAUAUAUAAUUAUUUAUCUUGAAAAUUUGUUGAAGUUUAUAAAUAAUAGUUUGAGAACCUAGAAAAAGUAAUUUACUUUUCUGCUAUUAAAAUAAUACUGAUUAAAGUUACCAGCAACCCCUUGUAUCUCUUAAUGUCUAGACACAAAACACCAUAGGUAAUCAUUUUAACCUAUACUUGUCUCUUCUAAUCGUGUGUAUGACCAGCCUCCUUAAGAAUGUAGUAGCGUGUUAGCUAUCAACCUCUGGAGUGUGCAUGUGUGUGCUAGCUUAAGUGGGUGGGUGUGUAUGUACAUGUGAAUUUGUUUUCUCUUUGCAGCUCAAGAAAUAACAUACUCGUGAGAAAAUUCUGUUCUUUAUGUUUUUGCCAGGCGUUGCAUUUUCCUAUUAUUUAAGACCAUUUAUAAAAUUGUAUUUUGCUUUAGAAUUUUUACAGAGGUGCAACUAAAACCUACAUGCAUUUGAUAAUUCCUUCCAAAUUAAAUGUUUAGAAAGUAUAAAUCAUAUUACAGUGUGUGUGUGAGUGCAUAUCUCUCCUUUAAGACAGCAUGAUCUUAAGGCUUGUAAAAGCAAGACCUUAAUCAUUACAGACGGCCAAAGACGUCAUCCUUUCAGAUUUGCAGAGUCUCUUCGGUUGUUUAUUGCAAAGAAAUCGUUUAGCAACAUUUAGAUAUAAUUAGGAAAGGGGUCUUUUUGAAGCCACCUAUAUUACGUAUAAAAAUUUACUAUUAGUCGUAUCUUGGCUUUACAGAGCACUUUUUCUCAUGUAACUUUGCACUUUGCACUUAUUUUAAUCCUCUUUAAAAGGUCAGAGGCAAACUCUACUUUGCCCACUUCAUAACGAUCAGACUAAGGCAGAGAAGGAUAACUUGCCCAAAAUCUAACACAUUGGUGAGAGCUAGGUUUAAAAUGAGCAAGCACACUUUUCUAGGCCCAUCACAUACCUAUACAUUUAGACUGUCUCAAAUGACAAAAUCCAAGGAUCUUAUUACUUAAUUCUGUCUGUAUAAGAAAUUUAUGAGCACUUGUGAUAUAUACAUAAAUGUGUAUG